Oreochromis aureus is the source of this 1668-nucleotide messenger RNA. Its product is annotated as lymphoid enhancer-binding factor 1. Bases 319 to 1395 code for a protein of 358 amino acids. The transcript has 5 exons. Gene Ontology annotation, cellular component: nucleus. The record is from RefSeq and is a predicted model, not a curated record. NCBI's taxonomy places the organism in Eukaryota, Metazoa, Chordata, Actinopteri, Cichliformes, Cichlidae. Gene Ontology annotation, molecular function: sequence-specific double-stranded DNA binding; DNA-binding transcription factor activity, RNA polymerase II-specific. Gene Ontology annotation, biological process: regulation of transcription by RNA polymerase II.
UAACUCGAGACUUUUAUAGUUCUGUACAUUUCCAGACAUGUUUGAAAUAGUGUUUUAACGUUAUAACUUGCAGAAUGGUGUAAAAGUAGCUAUUUUUAAUUAUCGCAACAUCUUUCUCUCUGUAAAACUCUUCAAUACCCAUUAGCGUUCAAACACAUUAGCGUUCAACGUUCAGAUCUCGCGGUGCAUAACGUCUUGUUUGUCGGGGCAACUAACGGCUUUGAACUCGUUCACACUCAAUUAAAAAACCACACACACACACACACACACACACACACACACAGAACCUUCCAAAAUAUUCGCUACAACAGUCUCACAAUGGAAACCAACUCCAAAAAGAUAAAACAGGAGGCAUCAGCUGAAGAAGGUAGUUCUAAACACCCGUGGCUCAGUGUCAGCCCGGGUCAGGAGACCUUUCAGGAUUGUCCAGUCAGAAAAAAGGGUCACCAGACUGGGAUCAGCGGGCCAACGACUCCCGGAAACAAAACCAGUUUGGCCUCAGUUGAAACAGGUCACAGUGGGAUGUUUCAGGGCUGUGGAGUUGGUGGAUAUAUGAAGGCGGAACCCGACCACUUCACCCAAACCUCGCCCACACAGGGAGAUGAUAUUCCGGCUGUCUGUUUAACCAUCCAACCAACAGAGGAAGACAUAAAGCAAAUGCAGACUGGCAGAGACGCAACUGGAUACAUUAAACGGCCACUGAAUGCUUUCAUGGUGUGGGCUCACAUACACCGCAAGGUCCUGCAGAAAACCAUGACAAGAGCCAGUAUUAAAAACAUUAACAUUCAGCUCGGGUUGGAGUGGUCCAAGCUUAGCAAGGAACAGCAGGAGCCAUACUUUCAAGUGGCUCAGAAACUGAAAAACAUCCAUAGUCACCAAUUUCCUGAUUACGAGUAUCAACCCAGAAAGAGGAUGCGCAGAGAAAAUUUCACCCCAGUGAGGGAAGUUAGACAGGACGGGGGGCAGCACCAGUCUAGUGUUUCCUUCUUUUCCCCACAAGAAAAGACAACACUGUGUUCAGCUCAGCCCACGUGGCCGGUCCCCAUCAUAUCUUCAUUGGCCCCAGUUGUCUCCCACGAAGUGCACUAUAAUCCCUACUACCUACUACCUGUCCCCUAUGUGUCCAGUCUAAGUUACCAUAUUGAUUUAGCCAGGAGCUUCAUGGAAGAAGGGAGGGAUCACCACUGCAUUUACCUGCAGACAGGCCAGAUUGUUCCAGCCUUCCUCAGCGGGGAAACAGCACAGCAGCCUAACAGCACUCAGAAAGUCCUCAGUGGUUCAUUCACAUUAGAGAGCCACACACAGCCCAGCGUCAUCACCAAUCAGCAGCUGUCUUCAAACAGAAACGAGGCGAACAAAUCUGAGGAGGACAUUGAUGUGGUUGGACUGCUCUAGGAGAUGUUCAGCAAACACUGGCUGAUUUGCAUUUGAGCAAAUCAAAUAUACAUUUUUCAUAUAUUAAUAGUUUAUUCAUUUUAAUUCUACUUUUUGUUUAGCUGUUGUCAUGUAUUUAGAGCAGUCCACAACACUAAAAGAAAUUGUGCUUUUUCAUUGCUACUGAUGUAAACUAAUGCCAGAAACACACAGGAUGAAUGAUGUUGACUGCACACAUGCUUCAAACAACAGUGUAAUCUGCUGCAAUUAGUAAAUCAGCAAUUCUUCUUGAAA